CGGCGGACGCCUCGCCGGAGCGCCCGGCGGCCGCGAAGCGGCGGCUGAUGGCGGAUCUGCGGCGGCUCUGCCCCGCGUGGUACGCCGAGCUCGGGGCGGGCAUCGCCGGGCUCACCAACAGGACGGCGGCGGAGCUCGCGACGCUGGUGGAGGAGGCGCGGCUGCGGCCGGAGCGGCAGGCGGGCGGCGCGGGGAGCGAGGCCGCCGGGCCGGGCGACGCCUCCGAGCCGGAGCCGCUCGGCGCGGAGAGCCGCGGCGCCACGGUGGCCGAGCUCAGCGCCGAGGCCGGAGCGGCGCGGCGGGAGUGCCGCAGCGAGUACCUCAGGCGGGACGCGAUGUUCCAGGCGGAGGUCGACGAGGACAGCCUGCCGCUGCGGAGGA
Molecule: messenger RNA, 381 nt
Organism: Prorocentrum cordatum
Lineage: Eukaryota; Dinophyceae; Prorocentrales; Prorocentraceae
Source: the annotation of a GenBank genome assembly